This is a messenger RNA of Suricata suricatta (meerkat), 2748 nucleotides long. RefSeq names its product ankyrin repeat domain 49 (gene ANKRD49). The transcript has 3 exons. The record is from RefSeq and is a predicted model, not a curated record. Gene Ontology annotation, molecular function: protein binding. Bases 607 to 1326 code for a protein of 239 amino acids. NCBI's taxonomy places the organism in Eukaryota, Metazoa, Chordata, Mammalia, Carnivora, Herpestidae.
GCUCUCCGCUGGUCGGGCUGCGUCUUGGGUCCUGGGUUGGGCUGGAGCGGCUUCUCCACUCUAGGCUGUUUGGAAGGCCGCAGGCGCGACUCUGGGCCUAUGGAAAUGACCAAUCGGUGCCAGAGGGCUUCUCCCUCACCCCCAGUCCCCAGAGUUAGAGCAUUCGGACCCUUGUAUUCCCUGCAUCCCCCAAUUUUCGCCCCUGGACCCUGGGUUCAGCGCAUCUGUAUUACUUUGUGCUCGUAGCAGUAAAAUACAGUAUAAUUUUUUUUAAAGCGAACUUUUGAAUUAGAUAAUCUUACUUUUCAGUUCCAUUAAAAGGUCCUUAAUCUAGGGCAGGUUGCUUUAAUCUCUCCGAAAUUCAGCGCCUUCACCUGUAAAAUAGGAUUUAUGACCCCAUCUGUCACUGAGCUGUUUGUAAGGGGUUGACAUAGUUUAGAUCUCUGUCGGAAAGUGUUCUUUUAAGUUAAGAAACCUACUCUAUUUCUUCCUGGUGGAAUAUCAUCAAAUCUUGAUGGAUUAAAUAAAGCAGACAUAAUUCAUCUCUAGAAAGAUUAAUUAUACCCUGGCAUUUGAAAUGCUUUAUAUUUAGAAAAGUAGUAAAAAAUGGAAAAAGGGAAAGUAAAUGAUGAUGGAAAACCAGACCCAGAAAAUUCCUUGGACUUUUCUGAACACUUUAACCAACUUGAAUUGUUGGAGACACAUGGACACCUUAUUCCCACUGGCACCCAAAGUCUCUGGGUAGGGAAUUCUGACGAAGAUGAGGAGCAAGAUGAAAAAACUGAAGAGUGGUAUGAAUUGCAAGAAAAAAAAAUGGAAAAAGAUCCAAGCAAAUUGCUUCUUUGGGCUGCUGAAAAAAAUCGGCUUACUACGGUGCGGAGACUACUUGCUGAGAAGUCCACUCACGUGAACACCAGAGAUGAAGAUCAAUACACCCCUCUUCAUCGAGCAGCCUACAGCGGACACUUAGACGUUGUGCGUGAGCUGAUCGCACAAGGGGCAGAUGUCCACGCGGUGACCGUGGAUGGCUGGACGCCCCUGCACAGUGCUUGUAAGUGGAAUAAUACCAGAGUAGCUUCUCUCUUACUUCAGCAUGACGCAGAUAUUAACGCGCAAACAAAAGGCCUCUUGACCCCCUUACAUCUUGCUGCCGGGAACAGAGACAGCAAAGACACCCUAGAACUCCUGCUGAUGAACCGCUACAUCAAACCAGGUCUGAAAAACAACUUGGAAGAGACUGCGUUUGAUAUUGCCCGGAGGGCAAGCGUCUAUCACUACCUCUUUGAAAUUGCGGAAGGCUGCACAAAUUCUUCACCUCAGUCGUAACGGUUCUAACAGUUUUCCAAGUACCAGUGCCUCCUUUGUGUGAGAUAUGAAAUGUCUCCAUAAUACACGGUUGAGAUCAAAAAUAUUUUACUGCAGACGUUCAGUGGUACGCAUCCGAACGCCCUUCCGAGUGAAAAUGCCUAACCUUGAUGUCAAAAUGUAUUUGAAAGUUGUUUGGAUAUAUCUUUAGUGAUUUAUGUGGAGUUUGUGAUUUCUAUCAGAAAUAAUUUUAACUUCCUACUUAAAAACUUGUAACGGGUUGUACAGAAAACUAAUGAUAUUUUUGGUGCUGAUCCAGGAGAAGUGUAUUUUUAAAUAUUCCCCCAUCCCGGAUUUUUGUUGAGUAUUUAGUAUAUUGACAUGUAUUUUUAUAAGGUGAGCGAACUCAGAAUUUAAUUUAAAAAUCUUAAAUAUACUGGUGCAGGACAACUGUCUUCUUGAGAUCACCAUAGCCAUUUGCUUUCAUUUUAAACUGUAAGAACUGACUUAGUGGUGACUUGAAUUGUCAGAGUUUUAAAAAAACAGAAGAAAAGCUUAGAUCUUUGUCUUUUAGAGCAUAGACCAUUUUCGGGAAGGUAGUUAGCUAAGUGUUUAGUCCACGAAUGUUAUAUAUACUGCCUCCGCUGCCACAGCUCACACAAUCCUGUGGACAGUCCUACCUCACCCUGGCCAACCCCCGUGAUCCUUAGUCCAUCGGUGAGUCAGCAUGGCCCUUCAGAUGUGCACACAACUCUCCCUUGGUCCAAGAGCCCAUAAUCUAUCUGCUCCCCAACUGGUUUUACCUGCCUCUUCCUGCUGUUUGUGGCACUGCUCAGAUGGGCUCUCCUGUUCCCAGGAAGUAUUGAUUUUCCAAGGUCCCCCUUUUAUACAAGUCCUGCAAAAGCAACGAGACAGGGGACAAGGAAUUCCAAGAGUGAAGGAAUGGUGACUAUAUUGGGGCCAGAACCACAACGUGGCUCAGGCUUUAGAAAGCCACAGCAUAGAUCGUGACAAAAGCAUAAACAUAAAUAUUCAGAAGAAAAUAAAAAUUUUGAGCAACAAAAAUGGCACCAGUUCUUUUUUUUUUUUUUUUUUUUUUUAAUCAGCGUAUCUCUUCCUUGGCUUAGGUCUGUAACAUAUUAAUUCACCCAGCAUACAUUUAUUUCAUAAUUAUUCUCUCAGUCUUUUCCAGUGGCAGUUUCCCGUUGGUUACCUCGCCUCUCCGUGACUGUUCCCAAAGGGUUUUCUCUUCACUUUUAACGCCAGAGCUGAGGCUGUGGGAAGGAAACUAAACCAAUGGGGCCUUCUUUAUAUAUUCACUGAGGUUUUGUUUUUGUGUUUUGAGCCAGCCCAGGUGAUCCAAUCGUUCUGGACUAAUAAUGCUAUGUAAUCAAAUAUGUUUGGUGGCUUUUGGGUUCAAAAAACUUGAAUCAUCUCAGAAAA